Messenger RNA from Notothenia coriiceps (black rockcod), 2237 nucleotides. Its product is annotated as nuclear GTPase SLIP-GC-like. The record is from RefSeq and is a predicted model, not a curated record. The coding region runs from base 390 to 1166 and encodes 258 amino acids. Gene Ontology annotation, molecular function: GTPase activity. NCBI's taxonomy places the organism in Eukaryota, Metazoa, Chordata, Actinopteri, Perciformes, Nototheniidae. The transcript is spliced from 12 exons.
AUAGUUCAGAAGCUGAUGUCCGUGCUCAGAUACUGAAACAAAACGAUCGAGCCAAGAUAAAAGUGAGGGCAGCGUUCAGCAAACUAAAAUGCGUUAAGAAACAAUUCAGUGAGGAGUGUUUCAAGGUUUUCACAGUGAGCUCCAAAGAGUUCUUGAGAAAGAAACGUCUGGAUCCAGAUGAAACAGAAAUUCCCAAACUGCAGGAAUUCCUGAAAGAUCUCAAUGACUGGCACUCUGAGACAUUAAACUAUGUGUCUGGAGCUCGCGGGAUUCUCUCUCUGAUUCAGGGAGCCAGCAGCAGAGAAGGGUUUCAGGCUGACAUAAAGACGGCUGUGUCCAAAGAACUUGAAGAAAAGCUGAAUCAUGAACUUGAUAAAGUCAGGGAACCCAUGAAAGAGACCGUUAUGGCUUUUAAAAAAUGCCUCAGUGAGGGGGUUGAAAAAUCUAAAAGUUCAUUUGAAGAAGUCUUAAAGUCGGUCCUUUAUCCUAAAACAAUAAAAGGUGGUGCAUUUCACAAGAUAUUGAAGUGUGUAGUUGAGAAGGGCGGCAUCCACAAACCAAAAAAAGGGAAACUAAUAAACAUCAAUAUGAAGUUAUCUUCAUGUUUGACCGACAGCAUUGACGAAGAAUUUAAGAAGACCUUCCCAAAUGAAGGAAACAGUGGACCAUUCAACGGGGUCAUCAAUGUGUUUUCACUUGGCACAGAGAAGCUGAUGAAAAAGGAGUGCGAAAAUGUCAAACUGCAGCUGACAUUUCUCAAGACAGAGGAAGAAAAAAUGAAAACAAAACUCAACAAACUCAUCCGUGAGCGAAAGAAAACGAUCUACAGCAGCCUGACAACAACAAUCGAGGAGAAAAUGAAACCAUGCUAUGACAGAGCAAAAGAAAUUAAAGGAGAAGGCACGCUGAGAAACAUGAGGGAAACUAUUGAAAUACACGUACAUGGUUCAAAGGAUGUCAUGUUUGCUCAGGCUAAAAACAACAUGGUGAAAAAGCUGAAAGACUUGAUGUUGGAGAUCCUGGAGAAACUGUGUAACACGAUGCAGGAAUCAAUCGAGCUGUCACUCAAAACAGAUGGUGACUCCAUCCCAGAUGUUAGUGAUGAGCUUAAGUUUGUAAAUAAAUACUACAAUGACCUGAAAAGAACUGACAUAGUGCCCAGAUGAUGCAAUUAUUUGUAGUGAUUAACCCGGUUCAAGCGGCUACAGUGCGUCCAUCAUGUGCACAGGGUUGAUCAGUGGAGAGUAACAGCAGACGCCAGUUAACCUACCGAGGAUAAAAGACAUGAGGCCUCUGGAUUGGGUCUCAACCAUUUUUUGUAUCUCUGUUUACUACUACUGUUUUUUAUUGUUAGCAUAAGGGGCUGCCCUAAUUCAUGUCAUUUUAAAAUCCUCUUAAAAAGCAGUUUGUUGAUCAUCUUAGGUUUUACAGCCCAUAAAGGAAUAUCUCCAUGUCAAUAGCGACCCCCACAUCCAUCCCACCCCUGCUUUCGUGGGCAUCAGCAUUUUAGCUUUCAUAAAUGUACUUUUUAAUCCAGUUUUCAGCACACUUUUACUAAACACUUUAAAUCUUGGUAUUUUUUAACGAACAGGCUUUUACCUGAGCUCAGGCAACAGGACUUGAGAGGUUAACACCUUGGUUUGUACCAAUGUUUGGCGAUGUAAGAGGACUUACAGAUCAACUAUGAAACUUUAAACCUCCAGAACUGUUUGCAUUAGCUUGUAGCCUCUCUGGCUUUUAUCCAUCAAGGAAACACUAACUUUAAAAGUAAACUGCUUUAUUCAGUGCUGAAGCAGCUUUACUCUCUGGGUCAGUUUGUUUUGGAGAGGAGGAGAGACCCCUGGGAACAUUUUGACUAUAAUGGCAAACUAUGAGUUGCUAUGCUGUCUUUGAUUUGUUUUGAAUGAGAUCCCCCAGUGAAAAAGUCCUCACUAUAGAGACGUUUUGCUUUGAAUGAUUUAACAGUUGUUAUGUAUUUUUAAUAUAUGUAUUUUCGGGUUUUGAAUCUGUUUUUAUUCUGUUUAGCAUUGUUUGAUAAGUUUAGGCUGAAAUUUCAAUGAAUCAAUUAAAUCCUCAACAUUGUUCACAGCACUACUGGAGGGUGAUUUUGAUGUCGACUAGGCUUCUCAAAUAACUAUUUUGAUCUGUUUUCUCUUAUUUGAAAGCACAAAACUCACUGCAAAUUAAUGGGGUUUGGUGUUUUUUCAUUCAUAUUAGGAGAAAUAGAGAGAUCUAGA